Aspergillus japonicus CBS 114.51 is the source of this 1110-nucleotide messenger RNA. RefSeq names its product Saf4/Yju2 family protein. Gene Ontology annotation, biological process: mRNA splicing, via spliceosome. The annotation marks the transcript as partial. The transcript has a single exon. Lineage: Eukaryota; Fungi; Ascomycota; Eurotiomycetes; Eurotiales; Aspergillaceae. The record is from RefSeq and is a predicted model, not a curated record. Gene Ontology annotation, cellular component: U2-type spliceosomal complex; post-mRNA release spliceosomal complex.
AGAUACGUCCCCCCGGACCAAGAAGGCACAACAACCGGCAAUGCCCUGCACCAGAAACACCCCCUGGGCGCGCGCGCGCGCCACCUCAAGACGACGGGCAGCCUGAUCGUGCGCUUCGAGAUGCCCUUCGCCGUGUGGUGCACCACCUGCCGACCCCACGAGACCCUCAUCGGCCAGGGCGUGCGCUUCAACGCCGAGAAGAAACCCGUCGGUCGAUACUUCUCCACCCCCGUGUACAGCUUCCGCAUGAAGCAUGGCCCCUGCGGCGGGUGGAUCGAGAUCCGCACCGAUCCCCGGAAUACCGAGUAUGUGGUUGUGGAAGGCGGGCGGCGGCGGGAUUAUGGCGAUGCUGCGGGAGGAGGAGGCGGCGGCGGCGGCGGGGAGGGGGGGCAGGGGGAGAUUGUGGUGCCGGGGAUGGGGUUGGCGCAGGUGGGAAGGAAGAUUCGUGGGGAGGUGGAUCCGUUUGCGCGGGUGGAGGGGAAGGUCGAGGAUCAGCGGCGGGGCGCGGGGGCGAGGGAGCGGAUUGGGGAGUUGCAGGUGCGGCAGGCCCGGGAUUGGGAGGAUCCGUAUGAGAACUCCCGGAGGUUGAGGAGGGGGUUUCGGGAGGAGAGGAAGGGGUUGGAGCGGAAGGCGGCCGAGACGCAGUUGUUGCGGGAUAAGUUGAGUCUUGGGAUUGAGGUCGUCGAGGAGACCGAGGAGGAUCGUGUCAGGGCUGGGCUGGUGGAGUUUGGCGAGCACCCGGGGAAUCCGUCCACCAGCACCCGGCUGAAGCCGCUGUUUGCGGGGGGCCCGCGGGCUCGAUCGACGGGCCAGGGGGAGGAUGCGCCGGCGUCGCGCAAGGCCUUGUUUCGCAGUGAGUUGAGGGGCAAUACUCGCGCGGCGGUGGAUCCGUUCCUCAGUAGUGAUUCGAGUGAGUGGCGGCCCGAGAGCAAGAGACGGAGGACUGUUGCGAGUAGUCGGCUUGCUGAGGAGGAGGAGGCGGCGGCGGCGGCGGCGAGAGGUAGCAGCGCCACGCCUGACUGUGAACCCGUGAGGACGGCAGAGACCACGCCGCCGCCGCCGCUGCUGGCUUCGGCUGGGCUGGUGGAUUACGCGUCGGAUUCUGAUUGA